Dentiscutata erythropus is the source of this 1533-nucleotide messenger RNA. The record is from the annotation of a GenBank genome assembly. NCBI's taxonomy places the organism in Eukaryota, Fungi, Glomeromycota, Glomeromycetes, Diversisporales, Gigasporaceae.
AUGGUUUCGAAAUUGCCACCAGAAUGUCUCUACAAAAUAUUUGACGAAUUCAGUUAUAGCCAAAUUGGCAAAGAGAAAAAUAGUUUCACUCAUCUUCAUUCUAUCAUAUUAGUGAAUAAAUACUGGUGUAAUGUUGCCAUUCCAAUACUUUGGCGUAGAACAUUUAAUUGGAUAUAUCAGAAAAAUAAUUAUGGGGAUAAACAUAUUCAUCUUAUGUCAACUUAUAUUUCAUGUUUGCCGGAAGAAUCCAGGAUCAAUUUAAACAAGCUCGGGAUUAAUUCAUCGAUCAUUCAACCAACAUUUCGUUCAAAUUUUGACUAUCCUUCAUUUUUACAAAGUCUACAAUAUAAAUGGUUAUAUAGUUCUGUAAAUAAGUGGUUAGAUGUACAUGUUUCGACGGACAUUAUAGGAGAAAAUAAUGAAACGAAUCCUCAUCCAAUUUUUGUUGAAGAAUUGUGCAAGUUAUUUAUGAAAAGAUGCACGAACUUAUUACAGCUAUCUUAUAAUCAUCUGAAUGAUUUUGGCGAAUAUCCUAUAUAUCCUGUAGUUAAUAUGCCAAGUUUUUCUGGAGCUUCGGAUGCACUGGCGAAUCUUCGCCAUUUUGAUUUUCAUGGAUGUCUAGAUCCAAAUAUUUUAAAUAGUGCGGCAAAGAUAUGCAAAUUCGUUAAAGUGCUUUCAAUUGCUUGUUGUUGUUACGAUAACGAAGGUUUGGCUACGUUUAUUGACCAACAAACACAUUUAGAAAACCUUUCAAUUGAAUUUGAGCAAAAUGGAAUUGAUCUUCCUAAAAUAAGGAAUUCCUUACGUAAUAAAGGGAAAGAUCUUUCCGCGUUGAUGAUUAGACAAAUUUUUUUUCCAUUAGAUAUUCUUGGUCAUAGUCCAAAUCUAACAGGCUUAUUUAUAGAAGAUGGAUGCGAUUUGCAUAGAGAUAUUUUUGGUCAAUUUGUCAAUUGGCAAUUUUUUCAACUCACAAAUCUCUUCCUUGCGAUCAAGAAUGUACAUAUUGGUUCUAUCGUUCAAUUAAUAAAUAAUACAUGUGGAAAUCUCACCACUGUUAGGAUUGUGUGGACAAAACCUAUAGAUAAAGAUAAUUUUAACCUUUACACCGAAACUAUUCUCGUAAGUUGUCCACGCUUGAUCGCUUACCAUGGAUAUUUCGAUGACAAUGAAAUUGGAAAAAUUCCAGAAUUUUUCGAGAAGCAUAAAAAUCUAGAAGAAUUUCACAUCAGUCUAUAUUCACUCACACGUUGUGAGAUCAGUAAUAUGUUGAAAAAGCUUGGAAAAUAUCUGCCAUCAAAUUUACGAGAAAUUUAUCUACCGGCAAACUAUGUUUACACCACUGAAUCCUUGGAAUCAUUCCUUGAAAGUUGUGCAGCAAAAUUGCGUGCUCCUUUGAAACUUACCCUUCGCUGUAGAUCCACAAUACAUGAAGAAAUUCUUUCUCGUUACGUGGAACGAAAAAUUAUCAAGGUAGUAUUUUCAAUGCUCUUUUGUGUAUUAUUAUUUUCUUCCAUCAUUACUGAUCAUGAUUAG